Messenger RNA from Pieris macdunnoughi, 519 nucleotides. Lineage: Eukaryota; Metazoa; Arthropoda; Insecta; Lepidoptera; Pieridae. The record is from the annotation of a GenBank genome assembly.
AUGUUUUAUAAUAUUUCUCUAAAUAGUCUUGGCAUCGAGAGAGUGAAGGAAUUUAAAUAUCGUGGGCAUAUGCUAUCUGAAAAUCUAAAAGAUAAUAUCGAUAUAGAACGGGAACGCAGGGCAGUGGCGGCAAGAGGUAAUAUGUUGGCUCGUAGAUUUGCUCAUUGUAGUAAACAAGUGAAAAUCACCCUUUUCAAGGCGUUUUGUCAAAACUUUUACACGAGUAGUCUAUGGGUCAACUGUACUGUCAGGUCGCUAACUGCCAUGCGUGUUCAAUACAAUAAUGCGUUUAGGAUGCUCUUGGGACUGCCUCGUUUCUGCAGUGCUUCGGAGAUGUUCGCCCAAGCCCGUACAAAUGACUUCUGGGCUAUUAUUAGAAUUAAAACAAGAUCUCUGUUGAGCUGGGUACGAGGCUGUCGGAACAGCAUCUUGAAGACUGUGGCAGAUAACCUGUCUUUGCCUAUCAUGAAGCAUUUUGUGCGUACACUUGUCGGUUCAGAUCGACGAGUGUAUGCAUAG